CGCGCAGCGACGGAGGCCACUUCGUCGACACCCAUCUGCAUGCAAUAAGAGCCAUUGCAGCUGAUCGAUACGCGAGCGAUGGCGAGUGUGAAGGUUUUCGGGUCGCCAACGUCCGCCGAGGUGGCGAGGGUGCUGACAUGCCUCUUCGAGAAGGACAUUGAGUUCCAGCUGAUUCGCGUCGACAACUACAAGGGCCAAAGGAGACUCCCGGAGUAUCUCAAGCUGCAGCCCUUCGGACAAGCUCUCACUUUCGAAGACGGAAAACAGACCCUCGUCAAUUCGCGCGAAAUCUGCCGGCACUUAGCGGAGAAGUAUGCGGGGCAGGGGAACAAGGACCUGCUCGGUUCCGGCACGCUGGAGCGUGCCUCCAUCGAGCAGUGGCUGCAGACGGAGGAGAAGAACUUCGAUCCGCCCAGCUCUGCCCUUGUCUUCAACCUCGCCUUGGCGCCGCUGCUGUCAAUGGAUCAGGACAAGGACGCGGUGGAGCGCAGCAAGAAACAGCUCGACGCCGUGCUCAAAAUCUACGAGCGUCGCCUCGACGAGAGUGAGUACCUGGCCGGCGACAAGUUCACACUGGCUGACCUCUCCCACCUCCCCAACGCCCAUCGCCUCGUCCACCGCCCCGACUGCAGCUCCCUGUUCAACUCCAGGAAGAGGGUGGCUGAGUGGUGGAAGGCCAUAUCCAGCCGCCCCUCAUGGCAGAGGGUCGUCGAGAUGCAACAGGAGCCUCCCCACAUCAUCUAAUCUAAUCUAAGCAGCGGAUCGGAGUGGCUACUACUUGAUCAUGUGUGUUUGUUUGUUCGCUCGCCUUGUUUUUCGUCGUUAAUUUGUAAGUGUGUGCUCGACUCCAGUGCCUCUGUCGCCGUUGGAGUUCGUUUGUUUACUUUGAUGCUAAGUAUUGGUACUAAAUCAAAUAAAAAUACUUUACUCGACUCCAA
This is a messenger RNA of Zingiber officinale, 938 nucleotides long. Its product is annotated as glutathione S-transferase F8, chloroplastic-like. NCBI's taxonomy places the organism in Eukaryota, Viridiplantae, Streptophyta, Magnoliopsida, Zingiberales, Zingiberaceae. The transcript has 3 exons. Gene Ontology annotation, cellular component: cytoplasm. The coding region runs from base 79 to 744 and encodes 221 amino acids. The record is from RefSeq and is a predicted model, not a curated record. Gene Ontology annotation, molecular function: glutathione binding; glutathione transferase activity.